AUGGGUGAUGGUUGUUGUAGACUGGUGCUAUGUGUGGGUGGAGAAACCGGUGCGGGAGUGGCAGGUGUUGUUGUUGCUGAAGGGGUGGCAGAGGUAGCGGAGACGUUGAUGGUGACUCUAGCCGGGACGGUAGUGGAGAUGGAGAUGGGGUUGGCGGUGGUGCAUAGGCCGUACGCUGCCUACGGUACUUCAACAACUUUAUGGAAUCCGGUGAUGAAUUGA
This is a messenger RNA of Lactuca virosa, 222 nucleotides long. Lineage: Eukaryota; Viridiplantae; Streptophyta; Magnoliopsida; Asterales; Asteraceae. The record is from the annotation of a GenBank genome assembly.